AAACCCCAACAGGACGUGAGGGAGAAGUCAGCAGUCGGAGUUCAGAGCCCCAAAGAAAGUGACUUCAUUGAAGUUGAACUGAACAGGUAAGAGCUCAGUUACCAAAAUCGACUAAAAGGGUGUGAGCUGGGCAUUAACCCAGAGCAAGUGGAAAAGAUCAGAAAGCUACCAAACACACUGCUAAGGAAGGACAAAGACAUUCUAACUAUGGAACUUUGAGAAGUAGAACUCAUUUUGAUGAAAAAUGGAAGCUCUGAAGUGAUAGACUACACACCGUCUCUGACCGAGAGGCCCUGCUACAAUUGCAAUGCUGUGAAAAUGACAUAUUAAAAAAUCCCAGAGGGGGUGGCCAGAUGGCUCAGUUGGUUAGAGCGUGAGCUCUUAACAGCAGGGUUGCCAGUUCGAUUCCCACACGGGCCAGUGAGCUGCGCCCUCCA
Molecule: messenger RNA, 437 nt
Organism: Rhinolophus ferrumequinum (greater horseshoe bat)
Lineage: Eukaryota; Metazoa; Chordata; Mammalia; Chiroptera; Rhinolophidae
Gene: ANKRD40CL
Product: ANKRD40 C-terminal like
Source: RefSeq, a predicted model, not a curated record